UGCGGCCGGCUCCUCCGCGCGUCUCGUGUGUUCACUGUCUACUCGCGUGAUCGCUAGCUUAGGCCGGGACGAGCCGGAGAGAACCGCGUUUUAGUCGUCGCGCUAAAAGUUAACCCGUCCAUCAUCGCGCGCGCGCCGAUUAACGUGCGAAUACACGUGGCGAUAAGGAAGAUCGUCGUGAACACCACACACUUUUCGAGCAGAGAAGCCUGCGAAGGGAGGGGCGAGGACACGACGACGAGGUACGCGCCGUUGCAGAGAGAGAGAGAGACCUCCCUGCCAAGUUCUACUCCCGUACAAGUGCAUUUCCCCGCUUGCGGCUAGAGGCUACGCGCGUAUAAACGUGGUGAUCGAAGCGGCGCGAGAUCGUCGUCUCCGUUGUGUGUCCGCGAAAACGUUUCUCCCGUCUUCCGACGAGAAUCCGACGAGUCUGUUCUUUUUUUUUUGACGUUUUUCUCGACCUCCGUCAAUUCCCCGGCGCUUUAUUUCGCACCCGCGCGAAGAUCCCUGCUUUUCGUCAAGAGUCAACUCUUUCAAGCCGUGUAGCAAUAGCGGCAGCUCUGGGUGCGCGUGUACUCGCACAGGUGCAUCGACAUCGAGUAACUAUCACAUCUAUCGACGAGAACAGAAUGAAUUACGAAAUGUCAAACGUUGAUCCUGCUAGGAGUCUACGGCGAAUUGCUCGACAUGAGGAGCCGGAGUUCAGUAACGCCAGCAUCCUGAACAGCAUGGAAAAGUUCGUGCGCACAGUGAACGAGAUGGAGGACACCAUCCUGGUGCCGAGUCGUCUAAUGGAUCUGGCCGUAGGCGACGCGAGCGACACAACUUGCAUGAAGGGCAGGCGCGGUCAUACUGUGAAGGAUACAAUGGCCAAUACUGAUCUUUACCGCCUGUACAACAUCAUCAAUCAGAUGAAGACCGAGCUACUGUGGUCGCAGGAGACGCGUGUCAUCGAGACAGACGAUCAAAUCAAAAAUCAUCCGAUCGGUAGUCCAGAUCUGAUACAUCACCAUCCGACUGGUGUCAGACUCGGUCACGUGCGUUGUCCGAGUACCACGUCGAUGCAGAGUGUGCAGAGCGCAUCUUCGAUCGUGUCUACGUCGGACUCGGACUCCGAGAUUGGCAUCGAGAUCGACAGCGGGCUAGAGGGCGAGGAAUGCACCGACCUGGCGACUGUUGCCGCUGAGAACUUCCGACGUCACCUGCGCGGUCUUCACCGUAGCAUCGCUCGCAUGACGGAAGCUGCUGAGUACUUGACACUGCGGUAUCAGGCUGACGUGGGUGGGCAGGUCUGAUUCGACGCUGUCGCUGCCGUCAUUAUCUCACCAUUGUCGCAGCCUGCGCGAUCGUCGUCGCGUUAAAUUCGUCUCGCGAAAAAUAAAAUUUGUGAAUAUAACUUUCGUGCCUUCUAGCUCCGUAAGAGAACGCUGAUUUUGAGAAAGCAGCAAAUCGCAAUCGGCGAACUACGUGAUAUCAGUGUUAUUUUAUCACGUAGCACGAUAGAUAGCGAGAAAAGUGUGCGCUGUUUUAUGUGCUUGAACAUAAAUGUAUGAAGAUAAUAAAUUUAUUUUUUACUUCAUAUAUUUAGCAAACACACAUAGUGCAACAUAGUGAAUCGUCAUUGGUUCAUGGGAAUCCUCUAUAAAUAACCAAAGAAGAUGUCUUGAAAAAUAUCUUAUAAAGAGAAGACUUAAGAAUAUAAAAUGAUAAUUAAAUGGGUAUGUAUAAUACAAACACUUUAA
Pseudomyrmex gracilis is the source of this 1742-nucleotide messenger RNA. RefSeq lists its product as uncharacterized. The record is from RefSeq and is a predicted model, not a curated record. The transcript is spliced from 2 exons. Gene Ontology annotation, cellular component: cytosol. Gene Ontology annotation, biological process: regulation of lipid biosynthetic process. The coding region runs from base 630 to 1295 and encodes 221 amino acids. Lineage: Eukaryota; Metazoa; Arthropoda; Insecta; Hymenoptera; Formicidae.